AUGAACGACUAUACCGCCGGCGUCAAAGACGGCACCCCCCUGCGCGUCCAUCGCCGAGCCAUUUGGGCCCACGCCUGCGAGGGUGAUCGCUGCAACAAGCUGUCGGUUGACGAGCUGAAGAAGACCGCCGUCGAUAUGAAGGCCGAGGACGCCAAGGACGCCAAGGACGCCAAGAAGGCUAGUGGCUCGUCGAUCUCCGCCAUGUUCCCCGUCAUCGCCUUCCUCGUCGCCAAUAUGCCAGUUUUCUUC
Molecule: messenger RNA, 249 nt
Organism: Mesorhabditis spiculigera
Lineage: Eukaryota; Metazoa; Nematoda; Chromadorea; Rhabditida; Rhabditidae
Source: the annotation of a GenBank genome assembly